Messenger RNA from Toxoplasma gondii ME49, 6606 nucleotides. RefSeq lists its product as hypothetical. The record is from RefSeq and is a predicted model, not a curated record. The transcript is spliced from 2 exons. NCBI's taxonomy places the organism in Eukaryota, Apicomplexa, Conoidasida, Eucoccidiorida, Sarcocystidae. The coding region runs from base 17 to 6040 and encodes 2007 amino acids.
UAAUAACCGUAUCUGCAUGCUUUUCGAGAUGGGACGUGAAAAUGCUGGAUUCACCGAGAAUUCCUGGCUGCUGCGGGUAGUCAACUUUGAUAGCCUGACGUACCGUGACAUCGUCGUGCCUUCGUCUUUGAUAGACGUUACCAAUGAACGAAAACCUAUAUCCUGCUGCGUUGGGUGUAUCCUGGCGCUAGCGAAUUCAUCAAAGGCCGAUACCGUUCCAAUACAACGCGAGACUCUGGAAGUCGGCCCUGAUGCGCCACCAACCGGAGAGUGGCCGUGGUGUGUCUUUGCAGGUCGACGAGGGGUUACUAGAGGAUGCACACGUGCCACAGACAGUAAAGCGGAAACCCCGGGUGCGACAAAUGGACUAAACCACGGAGGUCACUGUUGUACCGCACUCAACAGGAAUAAUACUUGCUCUACAAGCGGUGCGGCUGUAUGCUCUGCUAAAGACUAUACUGUAGUGUACGGGCGACGCGUAAUCUACUGCGGGUCAGGGAUACCCCCACAAUCAGCUACAGGCUCAUGUGCUCACGAUCGAGCUCAGGCGCUCUCAAGCAGCUCCACGUCCCAGUAUUGUCACGGACAAGCAACUGGGUUAAAUCACGGGCACGCUGCGGCUAACUCGGAGCAGCAUGCAUGUUCCGUCUUCACGAACCGGCAGAGCUGGAGAAGAAAAAGAGUCGACUCGAUCACGCCUCAGACGUCCUGUGGGGAGACCUUGUCUCAGGACUGGAAAGUACAACCUGAGGCACCUGAUACUGCAGAAUCGGUGUGCUUUCGUUAUGAUACCAGGUUCAGGGAUCGCUCAUCUGAAACAACCAAAUCGAGCAGGUCCUGUGAUACCUGGUCCCAUCACAUCUACGCACCAAAGUCAACUCGAGAUCGUGAUUGUGGCUUCUCGCAGGAUUACAGUGUUUCCGUUCAGGGUGGAAACGAGUGGAUUUCAGGACUGAGGGAUACAAGAACAAAACAUGAAGGAGCGGGGUGCAGCCCCAGUCAACUGGGCGCGGUUCCGGUGAAGCGAAUGACAAACAGGAUUUAUUCGAAAUCCCGAGAUAAAAGGACUGAAACCCACAGAGAAAAUGCAGGAGUGCUCAACGCAUGUACGGGCAGAGUUGUGACUCUUUACAUCGGUGCAACUGACUACUCGGACAGUAGUGAGCAUGCUGAAUUCCUAGCCGGCACCGUUCACAGACUGCAAACACUAAGGCGGCAACAUCAAACAGUCAUGGAGAGGGUCAGAAACAUGACGAACGCACGAGCCACAGAGGGCGUUUCCAGUCCAGUACGCAGAGCGGCUUCAUCUGUGGCAGUGCCACCUCCAACGAUGACCCAGUCAGUGGACGGGCAACUGCAGGCCUCACCAAAACUACCUUAUUGUAGUGAUCAGACCCGUUGCAACUGCUUUCAAGUGAGAGUUGCAGCGAUCUGCUGGAUGCUGUCGACCUAUAGCGAACUUGUAAAUGCUUUCUUUGCCUGCUUGCUUCCAUCUGUGGCAAGUGACGCUGUUUCCAUUGUUCCGAGGGCGUCAACAAAACCUCUAUUCUCGGGAGACUCUGCCCGGAACAAAAGAGGGCGCCGUCAUGCCUCUGGUGGUGAUCUUGUAGUAGCAACGCGACCUGCGUUUCACAACAGUAGUGCCGGAUCGGGUUUUCUUCCUCUGGACGCUAGGCGCAAUGAAAGUCGUGCACCGAAUGGUGGUUUUCUGUCACCUUUGCUUCAUCAAAUGUGCUGGGUGAGGAAUCACGUCAGACCGACAGAGGCGGCUUCAUCCUCCUUGGUUCUAGAUCGGUAUUCACAUGCUGAAGACAGCAACGCACGGCCCAGGGCUGCCGAGUUACUACAUGCUACACUGUUGUUACUCGAUCGUGGAGAAGCGGCCAUGGAUCGUUCACGUGAAACGACCCCUGUCCACCAGCCCCUUCAAAUCCCCGCAACUGUCGGACUUGCUCUAGUUCGACCUGUUCCUAGAACGGUGUUACCACGGUCACGGACGCCAGCACGGACGUUCUGGCGGCCUGUCACGAAGGAUCGCCGGCAGCAAAAACUUGCCUCAGGGCCGGCUCACCCAUCGUCCACCGCGUCGCCAACAGAAAGCGAGAACUCUCAUGCAAUUAACUCUGACUAUGCUGUGCGCUACAAAUGGUUCGGCAAAGGCUCUUCAGAACUUUCCGACCGCCCACCAUCCCUUUUCUCCUUGUGCGCAGACAGCCUGAGCCGGAUGCUUAUUGCUGUUUUACCCACUAUAUUCGAUUUUCAGUGCUCAGCAAUGAACGGACAGCUUUUGUGUUCGCUCAUCGACUGGUCCCGGGUUCGGCGCCCACCACGCGUUGCCCUAACGCUACUCUUGGUUGCCUCCAGCGCCGAACACAGUGCCUCGGACGCAGGCAUGCUUGGCGCGAAUCGGUUCCAGCGUCGAAUCUCCUCGUGGCAAGGUAGUUUACCCGUCACGGGUUCAGCCAUGGGCAGCCAAUUGUUGGGGGUAUAUUGUUCAUGUGAAGUCACGCAAAGGGAACGCCAGUCUUCUAAAGACGAAGCGGCCGAACCUGGCCUCUGCUCCAGACCAAGUGAAAACUUGAGCGUGUCGUUAGAAGACAUCAUGCCUUUCCGGCAACGUUUCCCCUUCGUUGAUAUGUUGCUUCAUCGCGUUUACGAUGUUAGAGACUUGUUCCCCUCAUUACCGUAUUUGUCGGCCGAGGUGUUGAUGGCAGUAUUCUGUUCGCGGACUCUCAACAGGAUAGACACCGAGCAACAAAUGGUUUCCUUAUUUAAGUCAUGGCAGCGGAUUCAAACGCUCAAAAGGAGGUAUUGUUCGAGUACGUGUGAGUUCGAACACAGUUCUACUACAAGCAUUCACUCACGUACUGUCCGAGAAAACACUAGGGCGGACACUUCCUGCAUGUACCAUCUUGACAGUGCUGUGGUGGAGGGGGCUGAUCAGAAGAAUUCCGACAGCCACCCUGUGCAUUGCAUCUGUGGGAAGACUCCUGACAGAGUGUUCACCGGCACAGCUCAUUCACACGCGUUCUGUUUCAGCGUCGGCGGACAAAGCUGUCAGAUGACAGUCCCGCUGGAGCAAGAUGGUGGAAAUACCCCGACAUCUGACCCAGUUGGUCGCUUGCCGUCCCCCGUAACUUCUGCGCGGCAGUCAAACGUUCGUGCAGAGCAUUCGGCUCUUCGUUUUCCCAUCUGCGCCAGAUCAGCCGACGCCAGCGGAGUGACAGCAUGUCAGCGCAUGCGGUCUGAGGCUGCACCAUGGCUUCACCUGUUUUCUUGCAGCACACCAGCGGCGGCUUCAUGGUCUCGCACCGCUGGCUUAUUACAUCAUCAACCACGUCGUCCGGUCCUCUCUUGGUCACGCAAAUUUGCGACAACGUGUCAGGGUGCAGACCCGUCUUCUGCAGAUGAUCUGCCCCAGGUUGUCUGCCAGCGGACGACGCAGUGUCAACCAGCAGGGGAGGAAGCAAGAGAUUUUGUCGCCUCUGACAACACUGGAACGGAUAAAUUACUGAGAGCACGAAUACUUCAAGGUGAACGUCACCUUCGAAGGGGACCGCGAUACCCUGCAUCCAACAUCGUGUCCACUCUGGAAGGUAGUCGCUUCGCUUACAGCCCCGAAAAACCUCUUUCAACAUAUUUCACCGCAGCAGAGAUUCUUGUUUGGCUUCACAAAAGGUGGCGUCUGGUCUUCAUCCGUCGGAAACGCUUGCUGCCCAAGAGGGCAAGAAAUGGUGUCGUCGAACAGGUAACCGGAGAAAACUGUGCAGCAGAUUGCACAAAUGCUUGUUGUCCCACACUGUUGGCCCCAUGUUGUGGCGACAGUAGUGUAGAAGACUUGCCCUCACAUAGGGACCAUGUCAUUCCCCGGAGGUCAUUUCCCAACGGAGUACCUCCAGUAGUCGAAAUGAGCGCGCACACGGGGAAGAAUGUCGUCAGUGGAUCUGUCCAUGAAAAGGUCAGAGUGGCUGUUACGGACUGCACAAAAGUACAGGACAGUAGCCUGGGGCCAGUUUCCACAUCCUCAAGCUUCUCACCCGUCAGGGACAAUGGCACACUCCACUCUGGCGGUUUGCUUCGUUUUUGCAACACAACUAUGAAGCCAGAAGCCGGGGGAUGCCAGCAAAUACCAGAGCAACAGCAGAAUCGGUCGCCUCAUCGUGACGGUUCUGAUGAAUCGACAUCGACAGCACAGCUGGAUAGGUCCUUCGGUGAAACUGAGCCGAGCACGGGCUGGGGUCGGUCGACAACUGCACGAGGGAGAGCAGGCAGGACGGAGGCGGGUUGCCCCGAGCAACGGCGUCUCCAUGGCGGAAGCGAAGUGGACGACGAUAGUACAACCGGUCUGUAUAGGGGAGAAUCUCCAGUAAGCUUAGGUGAUUUGUCUCACAUUUCCCUAAGUGAUAUAGCCGAUCAUUUAACUCUAUCUGCAGAAAGUCAUCAUGGUGUGACAGUGCCGAAACCAGCGACGAAGCGGCGGUUUGUUAACCGUCUCGUGUACGCGUCAGACACACGGUGGCUCGAAGUUCUUCGCAAUGGACCACAACACCGCAGGCCGGAACAGCAGCCGUACGGCGGCGGGAUCUUUUUCCGUCAUAUGCGGGAUGCCGAAUGCGUGGCUCUUAACAUAGCGGCCCGCCUUUCGCUCCUGUCAGCGGAGCACCUACCCAAAACACAUGGAGCACUGGAGGGCGUCGUUCGUCACCUUCUGUUCAAGACGUCGGCAGCUGCUGUGUUUAGCAAUGUGUUCCCUGAGCGGUCGGCUGAUACGUGGGAAUGCCUUGGAUUACAAGGAGGAAAGACCGCCGGUUUUCCGUCUGGAAACUUGGUAACGGGGUUCGACCCGGGAUUCUUAAACUCGGACGCCGGAUAUGUGCCUGUAGACAUCGUCUACGCCUGCGGUCAUGGCCUAUGCGGAAGCCAACAAGGCCAAGUUCACGGAUGUGAUCCUCGUUUCCUCGAGCCACUUAAUCAUAUCAGAUUACAUCCGACUCCGGAUGCAGAACUACGAACGGUGACAAGUGAGGCUUUUUCACAAAGGAGCACUAAUGGGAUCCCCAAUGUAAGAGACUCUCAAACGGCCAAUCUGGGCCCCGCGGCACCGUCUGGAAUCAUACCUGAGCUUCGUCCUCACCCCCAUCGAAGGUCACAUCACUGUCCGCUCUUUAUGAGCCCUCGUCUAGGUCAUGAAUUGCGUACCGGCAUCGCUGACCGGAUUCAGGAUCGUGUCGGUGGUCAUAUUUCCGGUAAAGAGAACUGCCUGCGAGUGUCACGAGUAAGCGCAGCAUCUUCGGUUAGGUUGCCGACAACUGGGUGUCUCCACGAGAAGGCUCCGGCGAGUGUCAGAUCACAGAUAGAAUGCGCCAGUCCCGGGAUAAUCCCAUCUGCUGGACGUGGUGACUCAGGUGACACAGGUGUCUACCUGUCUCCAUCAACAAACGUAGCUGGUACUCUGCGGGACAAUAACAGCGAUAUCACAUCUCGCAUACCAUUGCUGUACCUUUUCGACUACAAUAACACACCCCAUGCUCCUUAUGUUUGUUCCAAGAAGCCAAAAGAUGACAAAUGUCUUUUCCGAAUCAGGUGUUCACAACGUGCUCUUUCAGGUGAAACUUACAGCGAUUCUGUGAAGCCUAAUCUUGCAGUGUCGAAAAAUGGUCAACCAAAAGAGAUGUAUUACAACAGGGAGGCGGGAAACAGUUGGGAAAGGGUAGUUCUUCCAUGUGAUGGUGGAGAGGAGGGAUGGAUGUCUGCUGCAGCACCGCUAGACAUGCUACUGCACCGACAGUCUUCCCUCAUCAGGCUGUGGGAGCGACGCCUGCUGAUUAAUACUGUUGCUGAGUCUCUUAGGUGCACACCUAAGGCUGUGACUCCGGAAAUACCUAGGUGGGAGGAUGACAUUCAAUCCGACAGCAGUACACGGGCCUGCAGCUCGAUGUGUGCCUGGCCUUCUCUUGGCGUUGAUUGUCCGUGCGGGUGCACAAAAGCUGUUCGACAAGUAACGCGAGGUCCAGUGGACGGAGAUAUGCAUGCGGAGUAAUUACGGACUCCGGCGAACCCACCGCAAGCCGCGUAGGUGUACUCAGAUACAGUUAAGGUGAUGAGCUUCGUUUUGCGUGUCUUGUGGUGUUGGCAUACUACUGAACAAGACUACGUAUUACGCGACCUUUCAAAUAUUCGUCCCGUUUUGUGGCUCGGUCUCCAUGGGAAGCACGAUGGGCCGGUCUCUGGGCGCAUUUUCCACAACGUGGCUCUCUACCACAUCCAGCACGAGCAGGCCACAGGCUGUGCACAACGAACUGCUUAACAGGGCGACCUCAUAAAUUGAUUCGAUUUACAGUAGAGUGCUGCGCGACAUGCCCUGCAGAAAAACGAGAACGUAGUGAAAACCUACUGUGCCGCCGAAGAGUCAGUCAUGAGCGCCGAGGAAACGUAUGCGUUUUUGUUUCCUGUUUGAACGCUAAACCGACAAUCUCUUCAUGCAAGAAUUGUUCGCUUUCGCAGUCGCUGCAUCGCAGUGGAGCGCUCUUAUAUUCCUUGCGAUUGCCAUAAAUAUUGAAUGUAGUUCCAAAGUUGACAAAGGGUGAGUGCUGCAUGGGGAAAUGG